Molecule: messenger RNA, 5548 nt
Organism: Colletotrichum scovillei
Lineage: Eukaryota; Fungi; Ascomycota; Sordariomycetes; Glomerellales; Glomerellaceae
Product: domain found in Dishevelled
Exons: 3
Coding region: 2507-4741 (744 amino acids)
Biological process (GO): intracellular signal transduction
Source: RefSeq, a predicted model, not a curated record
GCCAAUUUUCAGUCUAAUCGAACUACCGCUGACUGCCCGUCCUAUAUCGUACGGGGCCGGCAUAGUCGCAAAAUAUCAAACAGGACCCUAUUCCGGUCCUGCUCUAGCCUCUUACCACCAGCACAUCCCAUACUUGGCUACCAUACUCCGUACCAAAGGCGCAUUAUUUUCCCCCCUCCAUCCACACACCACGGCGCACACCAGCCAAGCGCAAACCCCUAAAACCAAAGAGAAGGGGGGAACCGUCAAGUCUCACGUUGCUGAGCCUCGGUCUCAAGUCUUCGCUCUUCCCGCAUCGUCUCCUUUCUUACGGAGAUAGUCCCUUUUUCCCCACCCCGGGCCUGGCCUUACCGUCCACACCUCAGACCUCACCCAUUCUCACACCUUGGACCUGGAACUACGGAUACCGACUAUUACCUACCUACAGGCUACCUAUACUACGGAGACAUUGGCUGGCCUUACCUUACCUUACCUACUGCACCUUGACCUUGACCCAGCACUUCCGUAAAACCUCAACCUGGGAAAAAAGGAGAGAGGGCACUCGCCAGAUCAACGCCCUCGUUUCCCAUCUACGGAGUACUCCAUCCCAGCGUCAGCCACCACGCUUAACUUGUCACUAUCCAUACACCAAUCCCAAUCCCUCGCGUUCUCCUCUCUGCGGUAUUCGUACCUACAUUGAAGGUGCUUGGAUCGGGUUGCUAGGCUGGCUUAUUACCAUUUGCUACACCUCUUAUUCCCGUCUCAUCUCUCAGACUCUCACACACAUACCUGCCUGCCUACACGCGCGCAUCAUCCGCAUCGUCCACUUUACUUCGUCGGCCUUCUUUCUGAGGGGCCGUCUCCUGCUCCUGCUCCUGCUCCUGCUCGCCUCGGUUGUCCCCUUGAUCCGCCGUCGUCCUUUUCGCACAUCACCGUCGCCAAAAAGUCAUCCGUCGUCCGCGCCCGCCCGCGCCGCCCGCCCCGUCCGUUCCACUACACACUGGGCUGGCACACAUAACACACAUGUCACCAAGCGCGGCUUGAAAAUCUGCAGACAGAAUCCUCCAAGCCCGCAGUCCAGUCCGCCGGUGGCCAUCCAGAGACGAAUAGCUUUGACUAUCACGUCACGCCUGGACUCUCUCUGGCCACAAAAAAAUUAGAUCGAAUUGUUUGGAUCAUCGUACACAUACUUGCAGCUUCAGUCAAGUCAGUAUCUCCCGUACCUUUACCUAUUACCUACCUACCUUAGUUACCCUGCGGCAGCGCACAGGCACGACGGUCAUAUCCGUAGCCCGCAUUUCUCAAAUCUCCCCCAUCCACGUUCUUCCCAGUCAUCAUCCGUCCUUAACCAAAGUCUCGAGCUUUUCGUUCCCUUUUCCCUUUAAAUCCAAUCUUGUUGAACCAUUUUCAUCAUCCGAGUACAUACCACACCUACCCUAUACCUAGUGCGAAUUACCCUCUCGUCCCGUGGUCCUGGGAGAGAAAUAACCACCCCCCGUUAUUUUUGUAAAUCAGCCUGUUUCCCACGCGUGGGUGGUCCCCCUACUCCCAGCAGCAGGUGAGCAAGUCCCCGGCGGAAGCCUCAUUCAAGCAGCAAAGUCCAGUGUGGCGUGGCGUGGAUAGAGAGAAGGGAGAGAAAGAGAGCCUUGUUCGCGAUGUCCGACAUUCUCUUGUCUCUCUGUGUAUGGGUGCUCUCGGCCUCAUUUUCUGGAGUUCCUGGGCUUUGACUGCCUGUCUAAUCCCAUCAUCAUCUCGCUUUUUGGCUUUCGCUUCAUCAUCGGCAUCUCAUCCCUUCUUCCUUUUCCCCUUCCCUUUCCAGUUCCCCCCUAAUUACCUUACCUACCUACACUACUCCGCACUCCCAUCUUCAUCCACUCAAUUGUGGUCGAGGUGAGGUGGUUCAAACAACUACUGCCCUGGGCUCUGCUCUGCUCUGCCCUGCUCUGCUCUCUUGCUGGCCCUGACUUGGGUACUUGAAGGUGCCUUGGUUCUUCUGCCCACCUACCUACCUACCGCCCGCUCUACCAUUCUCUCUGCUUGUGGUAGCCGUAGCGUGGAGCGUCCGUCAGGCCAAGCUUGGAAAGUCCACAAGUACUCCCGUACCUUACCCUCCUCCUCCCACCUACUUUGCACUCCCCCACUCCCCUUGUCAGCCAGAAGUCUCACUCCCACGCUCUUCCCACUCCCACUAGCCUGCCCCCCCUUGUACCUUUUACUUACAGGGUUCCGCCGUCUACAUGUACAUCAACCCCUUGAGGCCUGUGUACUCCGUACUGUACCUCGUCUCGGCCAAGUACCUUUUUUUUCCCUCCUCGCUCCAUUCGCAGCCCUUGUCCCUUAUUCUCCUUCUCCUCCACCACUACCACUACCACACACCUCCUCUCCUUCUCCUCCUUCACGCCCUGCCUCACCAAACCACCCGCUUUCUCUUCAGUUUUUUUUCCCUUCUCCAUUUUCUGCGCCGUGCCUUUUAUUUGAACACCCGUCUUGCCUUCCGCGCCUCUUCUAACCCUCUUCCUCCCAUUAGAUGGCCGCUGUCUCCAAGACAUCCCGACCUCCGAACCACGAGCCAUUGUCAAACGAGGCCAGCUCUCAACCUCUCACACACAAAGCCAACCCCAACCCUACCAGUGCUAAUCCACGAUCCACCGCUACUACCACCAGCACCAGCACCGGCACCACCACCACCACUUCCAGCACUCCUCCUCAUUCUGCUGCUGCUGCUGCAACUACCACUGCCACCACCACUACAUCAUCAUCGACCGAUCCCUACCACGCUCAACAACACCAGCAACUCCAACAACAACAGGCGCCCUCGGUGAACCGUCCGUAUUAUCGCUCUCAUCACCACUCGCCUUCUACCAGUUCCCUCUACAAACUUCAGCGUUCUGGUGGAAUCUUCGGCUUCGCUGCUGCUGCCUUUGACAAGACCCAAUCUGCACUCGCUACCUUCUCCUCGGACCAGUCUGUCCGCCAUCGCGCCUCCAGUUCCGCAUUGGGCCGCGCCUCUUUGACCCCCGACUCUGCCUCCGACUACUCUGCCAAUCUGGGUUCUCAAGACAAAUACCCACGAUAUACGAGCCCCUCCAAUUACUCGUCCUCUUCCAGCAGCACCCUGAACAACAUAGAGGGCAAGUAUCCAAGCCAGGUGUCGCUGGUACAGGAUAUCCCCUCUCAGCCAUAUAGCGAGACCGAUCCGACCAGGCCCCUUCCCAUUCGAUUGCCGAGUAUCGAAAGCAAGAUGCACCAAACCUCCUCGCGGCUUCUCCGCAUGACGGAUGAUGACCGGCCAUUCACAAAGGACUUCAAGGAUCUCUACUCAACACUGAUUGUCAGCCUUUUGCCUUUGUCUGCACACCGAGUACGCUUAACACGUGUGGAGAACACGUUCUUAUCCGAAGAUGCGAUCAACAACUUGGGGUCUCUCAAGUUUUCUCAAUCCAACCGUAUGCCCGACCCCAAAGACCCCUCCAGGAUAGUUACGACGACCACAACGACGACUUUCUCCAUGGCCAAGGAUAUGGCACGCUCCAUCUGCCAAAAGUUCCUCGAAGCGAGAUUCAUCGAGUCGGCCGAUGGAAAGUACCAACAGGUGUACAACAUGAAGGGUUCCGUGUGGCAAUUGACGCCCAAGGGCGUCACCGUGCUGGAUCGCUUCUGCUCACGUAACGGCAUCCAGCAAAAGUCGAUAUCCGACUUGGUCGGCGCAACACUGUCGCAACUCGUCAUUCUCGAGCGGGACGGUCAGACGGACAAGCUCAUCACGGAUCGCGGCACGAUUGAGGUCAUUUUCAGGAGAUUCAUUGGAACACACGGUCCCAAUGUCAAAUCGAGCGUCAGCUCAGCCGAUUCGGACUCACUUAGCGACUACAAGGAUGGCUUGACUGGUGUCAAGAUGGCUAGCGAGCGCAAGGUGAACGGCAAGACGUACAAAGAUACCUUUACUGGCAAGGCUGCCACUGAUUGGUUGAUGGACUGCUGCACGACCGUAGACAGGCGGGAGACGUACGACAUCGCGUCCCUGUUCGUGGAGUACGACUUGAUGGAGCCCGUGGUACAAGACCGUGCUCAUAUGGCACAAUAUCCCAGCAACAACCUGUUCCAGCCCACAAAGCAUGCCAUCUACCAAUUGACGGCAAAGGGCAAGGAUCUGAUCAACGGUCUCGGUUCGCGGGGAAGAACGUCAGAAAGCGAGGUCGUCACACCCUCUCGUAACGCUAUCGCGCGAGACUCCAACACCCAACGGCUCGACAAGAUUCUCAACGAUGCGGCCCUUCGUCUGCUCUUCAGAGAAAACCUACGCGAAACACAUUGCGAGGAGAAUCUUUCCUUUUACCUCGACGUCGACGACUUUGUUCGAAGCUGCCGGCAGGCGAUUCGGGUCGCGCAGAAGAACCCCAACGCGAGCUCAAUGGACGGCAUCAAGGAGAUCAUGGCCCAGGCGUACGGGAUUUAUAAUGCAUUCCUCGCCCCCGGCUCUCCCUGCGAGUUGAACAUUGACCAUCAGCUUCGCAACAACCUGGCGACUCGAAUGACCAAGGCUGUUGGACAGGACGUAGCCAUGAUCGACACUUUGCAAGAGGUCAUGUCUUUGUUUGAAGAUGCCCAGAACGCAGUUUUUAAACUGAUGGCAAGCGACUCGGUUCCCAAAUUCCUGAGGAGCCCCAAGUACGAACACACCCUGAAGAACUACGAUUUCGACUCAGUCACUGGCGGCGGCCGCGGCUUGGAGCGAAGCACGAGCCGAUCGAACCGCAAAUGAACGGAAUUUUUGAUAUUACGCAACUCUGCUCCCCCAAACUCAAUAUGAGACGGCAUUUUUUUUCUUGCACAAUCUCGUCACAACAAGACCGAUCGCGUUCCUAGGAUCGAUUCCAUCGAUACUGGCACACGCAGGCCGUUUGGCAAUUCUCGGCACUUUCCUCGAACCAUAAUCUUGUGCAUACGUGGUGGGAUGGUCUUUGAUUCAUCGACGGGCGGUGGGCAAGAUUUUUCAGUUUUUUCCAACAGAGUAGCCCCCAACCGGGACUGAUCUUGGCCGCCAUCUUGAUUAUUUUGGAAAUGAAGGCGUUGGGGAUGGAACUAUUCUUAGAGGGAGACCCCUUGAGUCGGCGAAACUGACUCCGCUUGCGCAUGACUACGCCGUCAUCAUCACAUGCGGGCUCGACUUUUUUGAUUCCUCCGUUUUUUGGUUUUUUUUCUUCUCUUCUAAUUUCUCAUUUUGUUUCAAUCAUAACUGGCUGGGUGGGGCGGACGAUCAUAGAAGGACGGCAUGAAAGAGCGCAGUCUCAACCACGACCCCCGAGACGAGCUUACGGCGACGGAUGAACGAUUUUGUUCGUCACAAGAGUGGAGGACGAGGGCGAUUCCGCUGCCAAUUGGUAUGCCGGAAGUGGAUGUCGUGUGGACAUCACAAAGCGAGUAACUUGCUGUGGGAUAAGGGGGAGGACAAAAAGGGAGACAAGCGGUCGAGGAGCAAUUCUGGCCCAACUGUACAUAUCUCAGAGCUCCACGAACCGAGUGGGGGCGCACAACGCUCGACCUUUUCAACUCGCCUCCGAAUGAGAGG